AUGUUAUUUUUCUUAUCAGUCGUAAUAAUAAAUGGUUUGUAAUUGAAACUCCAACCCUUUGAUUAUUAAAAGGGAGAAAUAACUGAUACAGCGUAUUCAGUUUCAUUGCAAAUUGCUGGCUCAAACUAUUAAAUGGUAAUUGACAAUAUUAAUCCUUAUUCCUGGAUAUAUUCCAAGAAUCCUUCCAAUAACAAUUAAUGUAACAAUUGCCCAUAAACUGUCUAAUAAUUCGAUUGUAAAGAAACACAAGGUUGUGAAAAGCUUUAGAAUUCUGAACCAAUUACAUUAUCAAAUACAAAUAAAUGCAUCUUAGCUAAAAACACUGUCAUGUUGGAUCAACGAUCAUUUGACAAUUUUUAGAUCUGUCUAUCCUAUGAUAUUUCUAAUUAGUAAUAUAAAUAAAAUGGAGUGUUGAGCUUAACAAAAUUAACAGAAUCACCAAACAAAUCAAAUCUAUUUUAUUAAUUAGAACAACACAGCUUGUAAUAAAUUUACCAAAUCUCAACAAGUUAAGGAUAAGAAAGAAUCUUCAUAAGCGAAUAGAGUGAAUAUUAACUCAAAAAGACAAUUACAUAUUAAAACCAAGCACAAGAUUAAUGGAAAUUACAGUUCCAAUUAUUCUCUAAGGAGAUUUAAUUUCUGAAAAAAGAAGACAACCAAUUUAUUACAUUUGAUCUAACUACCAAAUACAAUUAUUUUACAUAAGACAUCGUCAAAAAGAUAAUAACCUAAAUAAAAAACUAUUAGAGUUUAUUUUGUUCUGUAGAAGACAAGAGACUUAUGUGUUUAUGUUCAAAGCCUGACUUUGUAGAUAAGAUUCCAAAAAUUAAAAUUGCAUUUAAUGGGUUACCAAACACAUAUAUUCUCCCUCUGAACCCUAAAUUUUUGGAGAAUGAAUAAAAAUGUCAAUUAGAUAUAUUCCAACAUAGCACUUCCUCAUUUUUAGGAAACUAAUUCUUCUAAUAAAAUGGAGCAAUAUUCAAUUCAAAAGAUAACACAAUUCUGAUUGGAUAAUCAAAUUAAGACACUGAGGAUUCAUAUUCAUUUUCUAAUCCUACUUUAUAUUGCUUAUUGGCUAGUUUCUUAAUGCUGUUUGGAUUAUUAUCUUUAAUAUUCAUACUAAAUAAAAUCUCAUCAGAGCAAUUAUCAAAGCCAAAAUAUGAACAGCCAUAACCAAAACCAUUAUAUGUAGUAUCAAACAAUUUAAAUAAAUUUAAACCAUAUAAUUUAGAGCUAUCUACAAAUCAAUAGAUGGUUUAUUCAAGAAGAUGA
Paramecium tetraurelia is the source of this 1272-nucleotide messenger RNA. RefSeq lists its product as uncharacterized. The record is from RefSeq and is a predicted model, not a curated record. Lineage: Eukaryota; Ciliophora; Oligohymenophorea; Peniculida; Parameciidae. The transcript has 7 exons.